Venturia canescens is the source of this 2447-nucleotide messenger RNA. Its product is annotated as organic cation transporter protein-like. The transcript is spliced from 8 exons. NCBI's taxonomy places the organism in Eukaryota, Metazoa, Arthropoda, Insecta, Hymenoptera, Ichneumonidae. Gene Ontology annotation, cellular component: membrane. The record is from RefSeq and is a predicted model, not a curated record. Bases 427 to 2397 code for a protein of 656 amino acids. Gene Ontology annotation, biological process: transmembrane transport. Gene Ontology annotation, molecular function: transmembrane transporter activity.
AGCUGUACAGCCGACGAAGCGUUGCAUAUCGUUUUGUUCAUCGGAGUCAGGAUUUGCUUGGAUUAUAUUCGAAUACAGUGUUAGCCUGACUGCGAUGUGCAUUUGAGUAUUUUCUCACCGGUCCAUCGAGCGAUUUUGGUGCAGGAUCGUCGAUAAUUCUCGAGAGUGAUUAUCGGAGUGAUCGAGUGCAUGGGACAUAGUCGGACUCUUUUGGUAACGGUGAUCAGAUAUUUUGGAUUUGCUCGAGCGAUUGAAGUUCUGGCACGGUUUGAGGGAGUGUUAAAAUUCGAAAUUGCCGGAGAAAAAAUGAAGAUCUGCUGCAAUUAAAAUGUUUGUGAACACGUGGCGAGCUUCGUAGAUUUUUUGGUUCAUUUAUAUCGAGAAAUUGUUAGUUUUUACGAUCGCACGUAGUCAACAGUUUUGAAAAUGCCACCGCAAGACAAAUUCGACCCCCCCAAACCAGACUGUUUCGUAAAACCGAAUCCCCCGAAUUGUUGCCCUGGUCAGCAGCACCUCGCGAUCAACGGGCCGUCCGAGGGCCCAACGAAUUCGGUGACAGUGACAAAAACCGACGAAAAAGACAUGGAUUUCGACGAGUUGUUGCCGCACGUCGGGGAAUUUGGAUUUUAUCAAAAAAUCCUUUUCGUCCUGAUGGUCCCCUUCGCCUUCUUCGUUGCCUGGGUUUACUUUUCGCAAAUUUUCAUCACUCUCGUACCCGAGGGACACUGGUGCAGGGUACCGGAACUCGCAAACCUCACGGUGGAGGAAAGAUUGGCCCUCGCCAUUCCCCCGGCCGAAGGAGAAGCGGAAUCCACGAACCUCGGAUACUCAAAAUGUUCAAUGUAUAAUGUGAACUAUACGAAAAUAUUGGAGAAUGGGAGCAUUCGAGUUGCUGAUCCUUCCUGGCCAAUACAGAAAUGUCAGUACGGUUGGGAAUACAAUUUCACGGAUGUGCCUUACGAAACUGUAUCUACUGAGUUCGAUUGGGUGUGCGAGAACGCUGCACUGCCGAGUUUAGCUCAGAGCAUAUUUUUCGUCGGAGCAAUUUUUGGUGGUCUGAUUUUCGGAUGGAUCGCUGAUCGUUACGGUCGAAUUCCAGCGCUCGUUGGUACGAACAUGGCCGGAUUCGUCGCAGGUGUCAUGACCGCGUUCGCUACCAACUUUUGGCAAUUUGCGGUCUGCCGCUUCCUCGUUGGACUCGCAUUCGACAAUUGUUUCACGAUGAUGUACAUUUUGGUCCUGGAAUACGUUGGACCAAAAUGGCGAACGUUUGUGGCGAACAUGUCGAUAGCGCUGUUCUUCACUGCUGCGGCCUGCUUGCUGCCUUGGAUAGCUUAUUUCGUGGCUGAUUGGAGGUGGACGAUAGUCGCGACUUCCGUGCCUUUGGUCCUUGCGAUUGCGACGCCUUGGGUCGUACCCGAAAGUGCGAGAUGGCUCGUUAGCCAAGGUCAAGUGGACAAAGCCAUUACGAUCUUGAGGAGAUUCGAACGGUUGAACGGCACCAAAGUGUCCGAGAACGUUUACACGAACUUUAAGAAUAGUUGCGAUAGGAUCCGAAAGGCCGAGGAAUUAGAAAAGUCGUAUUCCGUGCUGGAUCUUUUCAAAAGUCCUCGAUUGCGAAAUGUCACUAUACUUUUGAUAAUUAUUUGGAUGGCCGUGUCUUUGGUUUUCGAUGGCCAUGUCCGGAACGUCGAUAAUCUGGGGCUCAACGUUUUUAUAACUUUUACCAUCGCCUCGGCCACCGAACUGCCGGCUGAUACUUUUUUGACUCUGGUUCUCGAUCGAUGGGGUCGAAGAUGGUUGGCCUGUGGCUCUAUGGUGAUAUCGGGCAUUUUCAGCAUAUGGGCUUGUGCCGUUUCUGACCGAAUAUACUCGGCUACACUGGCAAUAAUGGGCCGCUUCUGUGUCAACAUAUCGUACAACAUUGGUCUCCAGUACGCUGCAGAAUUGUUACCAACCGUAGUGAGGGCCCAGGGUGUAGCUUUGAUUCACAUAAUGGGAUAUGUGGCGAGUAUUGUGGCCCCUUUUGUCGUUUAUCUCGCCAUCGUGUCGCCGGUCUUGCCACUGCUCGUACUCGGCGUUCUCGGUAUUUUGGGAGGAAUACUUUCGCUAUUUUUGCCGGAGACGUUGGACAAAGAUUUGCCACAGACGUUGCAGGAUGGUGAAGAAUUUGGGAAGGAUCAAGGCAUGUGGGACAUGCCAUGUUUGAUGAAAAAAGCGGACGAUGAAGAAAUUCAGUGUGGUUCGAUUGCGAGAUCGUACAGACACGGCAGUGUGAGGAACUCUAUGCGUGCAUCGAUUCGUGGUGAAGCCCUUCGAUCCAGCAUGAUUCAGAGAUCCAGCGUUAGACCGCGCCGGAAUGCGAGUUCUCCACCUGUCGAGGUCGUAAGACUUUAGGUGAAUGGAAUUAUAACGCGCUAUUUUUAUUUAUUUAUUUUACCUCUUAU